Molecule: messenger RNA, 2606 nt
Organism: Linum tenue
Lineage: Eukaryota; Viridiplantae; Streptophyta; Magnoliopsida; Malpighiales; Linaceae
Source: the annotation of a GenBank genome assembly
AAAAUAAACCCACAAAAAAUAAAAAUAAAUAAAUAAAAAAGAGAAAAGUGAUAGAGAGAGGUUGUAGGGGAGGCCUCAAUUCCAUUGCAUGGGCCCAUUCUACAUACCCAGAAAUCCAUUUGACAGAGCCACCCUCCAAUCACAGCACAGAGCCGAGGAUCACCUUCGUUUCCUCGCCCAAUUGCAAUCCAGAUAAGCCCCCUCUCCCUUCUUCCCACCCUCUCUCUGCGGUCCCUGCUAAAGAUCCCUCUUCUCCUGACUUCUUCCUCUGCUUAACCCACAAAACAAAAGAAAUUUAUAACACAAUCUGCCCCCGCCUAUUCCCUGCUCUCAAAAGUGCGCUUCUGGUGGGUCACCAUCCUCUAUAAUACUAUACUGUACCCACUUUCUUCAAAUUAUUGCUCCCAACUCCAACUACUGCAUUUGCCUCCCCUUUGGAGCUAAGCUGAAACUCCCAUUACUACCAGAAAGGAAAGGCCUUUUUCUUUCUUUCUUUCGGCCCACUUUUCCAUGAACAAGUCCCACACCCAGCAGCAAGUGGCCGCCGCCGCCAGCGCGUACGGCGGGAAAACGGCCAGGGCAUGCGACAGCUGCAUCAGGAGACGCGCCAGGUGGUACUGCGCCGCAGACGACGCCUUCCUCUGCCAGUCAUGCGACGCCUCCGUCCACUCCGCCAACCCGCUCGCCCGCCGACACGAGCGCCUCCGCCUCAAGACCGCCUCCCUCAAGUCCCUCUCUCUCCCCUCCUCUGACGAUGGAAGUAACUCGCUUCUUCUCCAGCAGCCGGCCUGGCACCGUGGCUUCACCCGCAAGCCACGCACCCCACGCGCCAACGGCACUGCUAAAACGACGUCGUCCCCCUCCGUUUCCAAGUCAAACCAUUUUGAAGAGACGCUGACGAUGAUGCGGGUCCCAGAAGUUGGCUGCGACGAACACGACGAGGAGGCGGCGGCGGCGGCGGAAGAGGAAGAAGAGCACCAGCUUCUUUAUCGGGUCCCGAUUCUCGACCCGCUCGAACUAUGCAACGCCGACGAAUCCUUCCUCCACCACCACCAGCAUACAGCCGUUUCCGCUUCAUCAAGCGGCGGAGGCGGCGGCGGCGGUGAUAGCAGCAACCAAGAGGAGAGCCUGUUGCAGAUGCAGGGCUUGGUUCUUCCGUCGGACAUGGAGCUGGCGGAGUUCGCCGCCGACGUGGAGAGCCUGCUCGGGCGGGGGCUGGAGGCCGAGUCCUUCGGCAUGGAGGAGCUCGGGAUUCUCGACUGUAGCAAUCAUCAUAAUGAUAAUAACAAAGACGACGACGACGGUGACGUCAGCAAGCUGGUGAAGAUGGAAACCGGCGAGUUCCUCGGCGGCGGAGGAGGAGGAGGAGUGGAUGAGUACUCCGAUGAGCAGCCCCUGUUCCAGCUCAGCUUCGACUACGGCGGGGACGAGGAGGCCGCCACGUGUCAGGAGGAGGAGGAUGAGAAGAUGGUGAUGAGGCUUGCUGCUGGAGCCGAUGAAGUUGGGGAUAACAUGGAGAUUGGCAAGAAGAGGAAGAGGAACAUACUGUUGAGGUUGAAUUACGAAGCUGUGAUGGCCGCUUGGGACACGUCGACUCAGGGCUCCACCUCCCCUUGGACGAACGGCCGGCGGCCCGAGUUCGACGUCAACGAAUGCUGGCCCGACUGUAUGGGAGGUUGCGGGAGGGAGUAUCUGCAUCAUCGUAAUCAGCACCACCACUUACUGGGAUACCAAUUGGGAGAAGAGAGGAGUUUGGGUGCGGCGGCGGCGACAGCAGGGGACGGAGGGAGGGAGGCGAGGGUGUCGAGGUACAGGGAGAAGAGGAGGACGAGAUUGUUCUCGAAGAAAAUAAGGUACGAGGUGCGGAAGCUGAACGCGGAGAAGAGGCCGAGGAUGAAGGGGAGGUUUGUGAAGAGGGCCAGUUUUGCGGCGGCGGGGAGUAGUACUACUGCGGUGCCUAAUUACACUUCUUUGGUACUCAACAACAAGAAGUGACCAUCAUCAAUUUGACGACCUUACUUAUUUGUGAACUUUGUUUUUUUCGUAUUUUUAUUGUUGAUGUUUGUGGCUAGCUAACUAGUUGGCUGCUGUUCUAAUUUGGCGUUUGAGCCGAUUGUUGCUGCUAUAGAUGCAACGCAAUGUGUGCAUGCUUGCUUUGUACAGUGGUAGUGAUACGAUGUGAAGUUGAAACUCGUGCUGGUUUUUGGCCUGGGAUUUGGUAUGCCCGAAUCCACGGUUUCCCCUCCAGUUAAUAAAAUGUACUUUUGAGCUUCUUGUAUGAAUGAAGCAAUUAAUGUAUCAUAAUUGGCAUCGAUCUACUCGCUGGAUUAGCAAGAAAAAUUAUUUCCGUGUACCCAAAUUCAGCCGGGGAGACUUGCGCAGGUUUGUUCAUCUUGGCUCUUGUUUUGGUGCUUCUCUUGGAUGAUGCAUGCAACUAACUUGUUGAGAAAGAAAGCAGUUAUCAUGGAUACAGCACUUUGACAGGCUUGGCGUGUGGAAAAUGAGACAUUACAAGCUCAGUUACUCAAUACUUGACAGGCUCCUAAUGUCAUAGACUAUUGAAAAUUCGAGUCGGAAUAAUUAUAAAGACUAGUACCAACGUCACA